AUGGACGGACACAGGAUGAAUUACGUCGCAACUCUGCCUUCCAUCCCCGAGGAGGCCGUCGACAAGCACGACCUUAUCACAGAAGCCAAUGCCAAGAACUCACCAUUGCUGCGCCUCCCAGGCGAGUUGCGCAACAAAAUAUACGGAUACUCUCUCGCCGACUCUUCCAUUGAACCACUACUGGACCGGCGGACUGGCUCAAUACCCGCUCGAACAAGCUCGGGCCGACCCAUGUCCCCCACCGUCUCACUCAUCCGAACAUGUCGUCAGACCCGGUCUGAAGCCGAGUCUCUCUUCUUUUCCCACACAACUUUCGGCUUCAAUUAUGCGCGAUAUGACUUCCAUCGUUUCCUGGGACACAUUGGGCGUGAAAAGAGGGAACUCAUCACGUCGAUUGCCAUGCUGUUCUCUACGCUUGAAUUGCUUGAGCAAUACGAGGGGCGGUAUAAGCUUCCACGAGUGGAGUACGUUUACCUUGCCUACCGACUACCGAUCGUCUCUCCCAUCACCGACCUUGAAUCACAAAACCGGCGUCGCGUUGCCCACACCUUUACGAUGCUUCGCCUUUCCGACUUAGGUUCCAUGAAGCCUGGCAUCUUACCGCCCGACCAAAAAGACGACCGCGACGAAGACCUCCGCGACGUCGACGACGUCUUCAACAACGACUACGACAGACAAAGCAACAACAUGCGUCUUGUAGUUCCGCUGCCAUACAAUAGGAAUGAGAUCACCAAGAGAAACCAGACAGACUCACCUCUCCUCCUCCUCCCCGCCGAACUCCGCAACGGCAUCUACAACUACAUUUUCAACGGCGCCAUCAUCAAGGUCAACAAACCACUUGUCAAAAAGGACAUGCGCAGAUACCGCAGUGUCCGCGCGGUCCUCUACACCUGCCGCCAGAUCUACAUCGAAGCCUCUGCUCUCUCCUUCACGCUCUGCACCUUCGUUCCUAGUUACUUCGCCCUCCGCUUCUUCUCCUCGUCAAAUCUACCGGCAGCAGGCUUCGGAAGGAUCGAGAGGUUGUGGCUGACGCGGGGGAAUGGGCGGGCUGUCAUCGAGGGACAGGAUGAAAUGAAGGGUGCAUAUCUGAAGGAAUGGUUUGCUUCAUUGAAACUAUUGGAGAUAGAAGUCUGGCGUCUAAAGGUAAACUUGACGGACGCUCAGGCAAAAGAGAAGUUGAGCUAUGUGGCUGUUGAUGUAUCCCGCCCCCCCAAAACCCCCUACGACCCCCCCAAAAUCGUCGGCUAUGUCCUCGCCAAAAUGGAGGAAGAGCCCACCGAUGGUGUCCAACACGGCCACAUCACUUCGUUAUCCGUAAUGCGCACCCAUCGCCGUCUCGGACUCGCCGAGAAACUAAUGCGCCAAUCCCAACGCGCCAUGGCCGAAACCUUCAACGCGCACUACGUCUCCCUACACGUCCGCGUCUCCAACAACGCAGCCCUGCAUCUCUACCGCGAAACCCUCGGUUUCACCGUCGACAAGAUCGAAGCGAAAUACUAUGCUGAUGGUGAGGAUGCGUAUAGUAUGAGGAUUGAGCUGGCGGAGUUGAAGGAGCAGUUGAGGGAUGAGGAGGAGGAGAUUUUUGGGAGUGAGGGGGUUGAUGAGGGGGAUGCGGUUGGGAGUGAGGGGGUUAAGGAGAAGAAGCCCGCGAAGAAAACAAAGGUCAAGGUGGGUAGGGGCAAGGGUGUUGUGGAUCUUGUGGAGAAGAAUGAGGCGGCUGCUGCUUAG
This is a messenger RNA of Alternaria infectoria, 1728 nucleotides long. RefSeq lists its product as uncharacterized. Gene Ontology annotation, cellular component: NatA complex. Gene Ontology annotation, molecular function: protein N-terminal-serine acetyltransferase activity; protein-N-terminal-glutamate acetyltransferase activity. The transcript has 7 exons. The record is from RefSeq and is a predicted model, not a curated record. NCBI's taxonomy places the organism in Eukaryota, Fungi, Ascomycota, Dothideomycetes, Pleosporales, Pleosporaceae. Bases 1 to 1728 code for a protein of 575 amino acids. Gene Ontology annotation, biological process: N-terminal peptidyl-glutamic acid acetylation.